AUUGCCCCUCUUGGCGAGGAAGCCACUAAACUGCCUUCUUCGGAACAUCCAAAUAACCAACACAACGACGUCAGCAGCAGUACUUCGUCCUGUUCAGUCAAGUCUACUUGUUCGGUUACAAGCGACACGUUGGACGAUCCACCGUCAGUAGAGGAAGACGCUGAUGGCUACAACGUUGCUGCUCAUCUGGAGCACCUAAUAGCCGAUCUGACAUCGGAAAGUAGUGACGGUGCUGGCGAUUGGACUGACGAGCAUCAAGAGCCACAGAUCGACUUGAGCGACGACCGCCCCACCGAAGAGUGCGGCAAUCGUUCUGAAUGGCGGGCUCGUAAGCUGUUCAAUGCUCGUCUGCUGGGCAACGACGAAAAGGUCUACAGUGGAACGCGCUUCAAGUCGAUGCUUCGCCGAAUCAUCCCUGAUCAAGUGCCCAUAUCCAACUCACAGCCAAUGCCACUCGUGGAGAAGCACGUUGAGAAGUACAACUGCGGCACUUGUCACAUUCUGAAGCUGUACAUUUUUUCGUUUCUUUAUCGAAACUACAACAAAGAUAUUUAUCUCGAUGCAAUCGACGUUGUCGCAAAAGAAGAUGCUUGCGAACGCCUUGGCAAUAAAUUGCGCAGGCACUGGAACGAAGAAUUGGAACGAAAGAAAGCUGGCAAAAAUGCCAGCCUUACGCGAGCCAUCUUAUGGAGCUUUGGUCCUCUUUUUCUUCUAACAAACGUUUAUAACUUUAUAGUGUACGGUGUACUCCGCAUGAUUAUGCCUAUGAUUUUAGGCAAGAUCAUCUUAUACUCAAAUAAAUACUUCAAGGAAACAGUCAACAAUACGUUAAUUGGCAAAAGUGAAAACAAUAGUAUUCAUUUUAUUCAAUUGCACAACUUUAAUCAAUCAAUAACGACAGACGAAAACGGACAAUUUGAUCUCUUCGUUUGGCUGAAUAUAAUCUUAAGCACUCGGCAAAGUGUUAUCGCCUACUCUGGUCUAUUAGCUCUGGUCAUUCUGGUGAACGUCUGCAUAUCACACCCCUACUUUUUUCGACAGUUUCGCUAUGGAAUGCAUAUAAGAGUUGCUGUAUCUCGAUUGAUUUUUGAAAAAGCAAUGCGAGUGUCAACAAAUUCAGUGCAACGGAACACCAUUGGAAAAAUUGUUAAUUUAGUGAGCAAUGACGCAAAUCGAUUUGACAUAGCCUACAUUUACGUCGGUUUUGUUUACUGUGCUCUGCUAGAGACAACUGUCGGCAUAUACUUCAUGUACCAGUACAUUGGAUUGUCUUCAUUUGGAACAUUAGCUAUCGUACUUGUGUAUAUACCCUUUCAAACAAUUAUGGCAAAUAUUCUCAGCAAGUUUCGCUCUAAAUCAAUCAUUUUAACCGACAAUCGGUUACGACUUAUGGCUGAAAUACUUCCGGCAAUGAGAGUAAUCAAGAAAUUUCUUUUAGAAACCGAAGUCACUGAAAAAUGUAAAUCACUGUCAUCAUCAGAAGUAGACCGAAACUGCAAAAAUCCAUGUAUAAGCCUUAAAAAUGUAACAGUAACUUCAGAUGAAGGAAUUCCCAUUUUGCAAAACAUUUCUUUUGAGUCUGUUUCUGGCAAGUUAACUGUCAUUAUCGGAGCAGUGGGUUCUGGAAAAUCAUCUAUUUUGCUAAGUAUUCUUAAUGAGCUCCCUCUAAACUUUGGCUCAAUUGAUGUGACGGGGAAUGCUGUCUACGCAAGUCAGGAAUCGUGGAUCUUCAAUGGGACUGUAAAAGAAAAUAUUCUUUUUGGAAAAGAAUAUGAUUCAACCCGGUACCGUGAAGUGGUAAAAAUGGCUGCUCUGACAAAAGAUUUUCAGCAAUUUGAAAAUAGCGACCAAACGAUGGUCGAUGACCGAGGCACCAGCCUAUCCGGAGGUCAACGAGCCAGAAUCAGUCUUGCAAGAGCCCUCUACACAGACGCCGAUUGUUACCUUUUGGAUGAUCCCCUUUCUGCAGUUGAUUCGUCCGUCUCUAAGCACAUCUUUGAGAAGUGCAUCAAAGAAUAUUUGCACAACAAAUGCGUCAUUCUGGUCACCCAUCAGUUGCAGUUUAUCAAACAGGCUGAUCAGAUUGUUGUGCUCAAAGAUGGUGGCUGUUUUGCCUGUGGCUCUUACACAGAUCUUCUCAAUCAGGGCAUUGACGUUUUUAAGUACUCAAUUGCUGAGCAAGAGAAACCUGAAACAUUGUCUCAGUACCCUGAUGCACCUUCAAGUCCACCAAUACUAAAAAAUCCUGCACUUCUUCGAUUCCGUGUUGAUUCGUUCAAUUCUGAUAUUUUUAGAACGAGUCGCACAAACUCUUUUAUUGAAAGUGAACAUGACGGUGUGUCAGUUCACGAUCAAGUCAGUAUUCUGGAGUACCUGACCACUCCCGACGGUGCUAAUCUUGAUGAAGCAAAAAAACUGCCUCAGAAUAUGGAGUCAAAUGAAAGUGGCAGACUUUUCACUCUAUCUGACUAUUGGCUUUCGCUGUGGACUGAUCACGAAGAAAAAUUGCAAAUUGAACGAGAAACAAACGUUGCCUUUGAACGAAGCCCAAUUAUAGCAGAAGAACGACACUACAACAUUAUUAUUUAUAGAAUUUCAAGAGAUCUAGGCAUAAUUGAUGACCUUAUUCCACCGAUAGCAUUUGAGGCGUUGGAAAUUUUAGGCAACAGUCUAGCAAUAUUCAUCCUCUGCAGCAUACUGAACUGGUUUGUCGUAAUGCCAUUUGUAGUGCUAAUGAUUCUCAUUUACUUGGCCUCACGAUUCUACGUGAAUACUGCCCGUAAACUGAAACGUUUAGAGGCCGUUGCUCGAAGUCCUCUUUUCAAUCAACUUGCUUGUUCACUUACUGGUUUGCCAACUAUUCGCUCUUAUCGAAUGCAAAAACUAUUUAUUGAACGGUUCAAUGACACUCAGGAUGUUCAUACAGCGACUUAUUUCGCAUUUAUUUCUGCAAGCAGACUGUACGGCAUUUUCCUAGAGAUUCUUUGCGUUCUCUACAUAACUUCCCUGAUCAUAGUAAUCAACAUCAACUUAGACUCUUACACGGGCUCUGUAAUUGGGCUCUCUAUAUCUCAAGUGUUGGCCAUUUGUAACACAUUCAACUGGGGCGUACGUCAGGGAGCUGAGCUUGAUAGUUUGAUAGUAAGCGUAAAUCGUAUUGUCGAGUUUGGCGAGCUAGACAAAGAAGAACUCGAUAAAUGCAAACAAGAACCGGACACAAAAUGGCCGUGGCGAGGAGAAAUUGUGUACAAAAAUGUAUCGUUGGUGUUCAACACAGCUGCUAAUUUAGACGAUAUUGAUGAGCCGCCUAAAAAAGUUCUCAAUAACUUGAGUUUUCAUAUUAGAGGCGGCGAGAAGAUCGGAAUCGUUGGCAGGACAGGAGCCGGAAAAUCGUCAUUGAUCACUACUUUGUUUCGACUGACUCAACCAACUGGUCAAAUACUCAUUGAUAACAUUGACACAUCUGACACUAGUCUUUCAAGACUGAGGAAAGGACUGGCAAUUAUUCCACAAGAACCAAUUCUUUUUUCAGGGACUAUUCGACGUAAUUUAGACCCUUUUAAUGAAAAAAGUGACGAAGAACUGUGGGAUGCAAUUGACAAAGUACAACUGAAAAAUAAAAUUCUGUCUUUCCCUUCUAAACUGGAUAGUUCAGUUUCAGAUUGUGGUUCUGAUUUUUCAGUUGGACAAAAGCAACUUAUAUGUUUGGCUCGAGCCAUUUUGCGGCGUUCUCCAAUUCUUAUCCUAGAUGAAUGUACAGCAAAUUGUGAUCCUCGAACGGACAGUUUGAUUCAGCAAGCAAUUCGAAAUGAAUUUGCCAGCAACACUGUGCUAACCAUAGCCCACAGGUUGAUAACCAUCAUUGAUUAUGAUCGUAUUAUGGUUCUCGACCAGGGCCGUCUGGUGCAAUUUGACUCUCCUUAUGAACUUAUCAAACAAAGAUCGGGUAUCUUCUAUGAACUCUACAGCAGUCUCAACCCUGAUACUAAAGUGGAAUUAAAACGAAUGGCGUUGAAAGCUUAUGCUGAGAAACAACAGACUCAAUUGUAG
Molecule: messenger RNA, 4050 nt
Organism: Rhagoletis zephyria (snowberry fruit fly)
Lineage: Eukaryota; Metazoa; Arthropoda; Insecta; Diptera; Tephritidae
Source: RefSeq, a predicted model, not a curated record